Vigna unguiculata (cowpea) is the source of this 1093-nucleotide messenger RNA. RefSeq lists its product as uncharacterized. The record is from RefSeq and is a predicted model, not a curated record. NCBI's taxonomy places the organism in Eukaryota, Viridiplantae, Streptophyta, Magnoliopsida, Fabales, Fabaceae.
CUCUUAAAUUAUUGUUACAAAACGCUGAUUAAUAUCAUUGAUCAUCCACUUAUACCACAGAAGAAUAAUGCAAGUAACAUAGUAAAAGGAACUAAAGCAACGUUUCAUGGUCCAUCUAUGGCGGACGUUAAACCUUAUAAGGAGGGUAACCGUUUUUCUGGUCACAACUCAUGACUACCGCGUUUCAUCUUUCACCUACAAAAGCAGAAAGCGAUUACACUUCACGUCUCUCUCUCUCUCCCUCUCUCUAAUUCAAUUUAUUUCGGUUUUUGCUCAUAAAACAAAGACAGCGCAGACAGAGUCAUAGGAUUCUUGAUAUGGCUCAAACAAGAAACAAGGUAACCAUUGUGGAGAAACUUUUAUCGACAAAGUCAUCCUCGUAUUCGACCAAUCUUUGGGACUGUGGAAGCACGCUCUACGACUCGUUUGAGCUCAACUCCUUCCAACGUCAACUCCACUCCGCCAUAGCUAAGUCCCCCAUAACUAGAACCCUUUCCAUGCCUCACUUACCGGAGCGUUCGCUUCACGCGCUUCCGGAUCAGCCUCCUCCUCCACCUUCCAUCGCCAUGCGACGAAAGUCCUUCAACUUCUCUCGCUCCUUUCACAAACUCAUUCGCUCCGUUUUCAGGUCCAACAAUAAAUCCUCCACCACCACCACCACCACUUUGAGUUUCCACGUGCCAGAGAAAUACUCCAAAGAGCGCUUCUACGUGGUUUAUGAUAAGUCUGGACCCGUUCUCUCCACCAUCCCCGAAGUUCCGGAGUUUGAGAUCGGUGCACUCUCGCCGGAGAUCUCGUCCCUCGUCAGAAGGUCAGCUUCGGAACGUUUAAUUACCACAAAUCGCUUAGUUUUAGAUCUUAAUUAAUUUUUGUUUUCUUUGCUUAGGAGUUUGAUUGCUUUUAGGAAUUGAUUCAAACCGAAUGUCAAUGUCACUCGUUAAGCUGUUUUUGUUAAUUAAUUAACUUUAGUAUGGCGUCGUAUUACACUUGUUUUAAUGUUAAUUAACCUUAAUAUGGCGUCGUAUUGUACUUGGUUUAAUGUAUCAAACAGCAUAUGUGAAAAAAUUAGCGCUUGAAUGAUUUCUAUUGCUAA